AUGGCUCUCAUUGUAUCCUUCGUCGACUGGCUUCGCGAAUCUCUUCGGAUAGAUAUGUCUAAAAUGAAAAAUUACCCAUUUCUGGCCAGGAUGUCCAUGACUCCUAUUCAGAUGGAUAAUUGUAAAGGAACGAAUGGAUAUCCAACAGACGGAUUUCAAGAAUGCAUACAAGCGAAUGGUGAGAUGUAUCAAGUUCGGAGUGUUUAUCCCCCCAUACAGGAUCUUCAACCAAGAGUUUUAGUUGUUGUAACUGUUUUUAUUCUUUGUUUUAUUGUUGGAGUAUGUGGAAAUGCUUCUAUUUUAACAAUUAUACGAGGAGUUAUGAAUGAAAGAAAACGAAUAUCAGAUAGAUCUAAAAGAUCAGGAGAUAAUGCCAUAUUAUAUAUAGCAGCUUUAUGUAUAUGUGAUUUCUUAGUUAGUUUAAGCCUGCCACCAGCGAUAAUUGAUAGCGUCAUUGGAUUCUGGGUGUUUGGCACUUGGAUGUGCAAGCUUCAUCAUGUUUGUGGAAGUGUUGGACGGAUUGUUUCCACAUUCCUUAUUACUUCCAUGUCUUUUGAUCGUUAUGUAGCUGUUUGUCUUCCACAUCAUCACCGAUUACGAAGUCGAAAAUUUGUUUUAACCGUUAUCACCUGUGUUUGUCUAGUGUCCUUCAUACUUCUAUUGCCCAUGCUGAUCUAUGCUGCUCCAAAAGAAAUUGUUCUUCAUGAACUUAAAACUACGAACAGCAAUAACGUUACGAGAGUUCGUGUAUUCAAAUGCACAGAUCAACUUCCAACAAAUGUUUUUUAUUGGUUUACAUGCUCAACAUUUAUCUUGGCUUAUAUGGUUCCAUUAAUCCUGAUUGUUUUCUUUAAUUUACGCCUAAUCAGUAAGAUCUAUGCUCAUACAAAGGUUCUUCCAAAAUCUGCAAUACCAGUCAAGCGGAUUGUUAUUUAUACACUUAUGAUUGCUUUCAUUUACUUCAUUUGUUGGACACCAUAUUGGUUUUCUGUACUUUAUGCGAUAGUAAUGUCUGUACUAGAUGUUCCACAUAAUCCAAAUGAUUAUGUUGUUUUUAUGAUAUUUGCAAUACAUCUGAUGCCUUAUUUUGGUACAUCCAUUAAUUGGAUCUUAUAUGGUUUAUUAAAUACUCAAUUACAAAUGAAAUUAUUAGAGAAUUCUGAUGAUCAUAUGAGUGUUACGAUGGUGAGCAAUCGCGAAAAUGGCUCGGCACGCUUCAUGUCUCCCCGGAACGGAAGUUCUAAACCACGUGCAAUUUGUGACAUGUGUCGUUCACAAGUCUCAUCAUCUCAAGUUCCUCGGAAUAUGCUGCAACUACAAAACAAAAAUAAAACAACAUCGAUAGUCUUCUCGCAAUCAGAACAAAGUAUAAACUUGGUUGAAGUGACGGACCAAACGCAUCUUUAG
This is a messenger RNA of Auanema sp. JU1783, 1407 nucleotides long. The record is from the annotation of a GenBank genome assembly. Lineage: Eukaryota; Metazoa; Nematoda; Chromadorea; Rhabditida; Rhabditidae.